GUAAUUCUAAGUUGCAGCUCUAUCAUAAGCUAAGAAUGCUGCAGUGGAUGGGAGGAUCAAGGCGGAAAGUCGCUGCCACGCACACUUCUGUGAAGAAGAGGCAACAGCAAUACUUUGAACAGAGGAGACGGCAACAGCAGCAGCAGCAGCUAGGAGUUGGAUCUGACAGCUGUGCCGAUGAACCAACCAGUACUAGGCCAUUUCAGAUGCAACAUCGUUCCUUGGAUAUUCUAAAUUUGCUCAACUUGUCAACUGCUGUUCCGCAACACAACACUUCUUGUGCCGAAGGAAAGGGAGAUCUGGCUGCUGAUUCCUCUACAAAGAAGCACAAUAUUCCAAAAGAAAUAGGAAGUUUGUCUGGAGUCAAAGUGGAGCCUGCGUUGUCAAAGAAGACUUCAUUUAGUGUCCCAGGGCAAGGCAACCAGAUAAAUGAUUCCAAGAGAACAAACAACAGAACAGACCUGUUGACGGAGUGUACAGAGCAGAAGUUAUCUGUGUUUGAUUUGGUUGCUGAUGAUCCUGCAACAACCAACAUGGAAGAAAAUCCCCGAUGUGAGGCUCACAUGGCAUUUUCAGUUGAAGGAUUAGGUAAAAUAAAGACAGAAACGCCAACACAUUCUCCACAGCGGCCUGACAGAACAUACCCCUCUUGGCGCUCCUCUCCGUGGAAGGUUUCAAGCCCACCAGAUAUAUCUGGUGUCAGAGAUGAACACGACGACCUUGAGACGGAAGUGGAUGCAAUUUUGGAAAGCAGCAAGAUGUUCCAAGGUGGCCAUCCUUUUAGAUUCUCCUCAGGAAUACAAGCUUCAGGUGGCACCAGAAAGCAGAGACUGCCCCAUUCCAGAGAGUAUUCGCACAAACCAUAUAUCAGUGACUCGAGAAACUUCUUCCUCGAAACCGCAGACUUUGACAACAGAAGAGCCCACAAUGAAAAUGAACGGAAUGCCAGGUCCAGCUUCCUCGAUGACAGAGAGGACAAUAUGUACUGGAAGGACCAACAGCCAUUUGAAAUGGAAAGUACGAAAGCUGACUUUCUGGAAUAUGUAAAUGACUACCUUCCAGGUCGCUCUUCUGCAGAAGACCAUCCGACAAAGAAGAGGGAUUACAUGGGAACUACUGCAAGACCUAGCACUGACGAUUCGUUAGUCCAAAGGCGUAAGAUACCGGAAGCGGGCAUUGAACACCCAAGUUCCAGUAGAACACUGGCAUCCAGAUAUUUCAAUUCCCCAGAGAAGUUUGAUUUUGGAGAUGAAUUUGACCCUCCAGUUUGGUCAUCCUUCCGAGCUGAGAAAGACAAGGACAGUCUGAGCUUGCGUAGCGAUGAAUCGUGUUCGUCUAGUGCAGUUUGGACCGGUGAGACCACCAUUUCAAGGUUGAAGACCGAUACGACACGACAGAGGAGAAGGGAUCUUGAUUCCUUUCAAAAUCAUGGAGACAAGAAUGAUCUGAAUAGUUGCUUUGCCCAAAAAGCGUGGGAAGAAAGGGACGGAUGUCACCAUUUGAAUAGAAAAGACGGGCUGGAAGACUAUGAGUUAGCGUCAAACCCAGAAAGGUCGAAAUGCACCAGCCACAGAUACACUUCCUCCUCCCAUGGACAUGGAGAUCUAGAAAAACCAGGCAAUUGGUUUGCAGAAGGAUUUACCUUCAAGAACAUGGCCUCGGGUUUGCCUCAUUUUUCUGAAAGCUUUACCAUGACUCCUCCUCCAUCGUCCAGUCCCAUGCCAAGUUGCAGAGAUCCAUCCGUUCCAUCAUUAGACUUCCUUCACUCCGAAUCUUUUGAUAUCAGACCGGAGGGAGAAAAGCCACGUGCAUUUCCAGACCUUGAGCUUGGUGGUUUGCAUCGGCAAUCAUCUUGUAUUUCUGGUUCUGUUCACGAGACGUGGCUUCCCAACGUUUAUGUACAACGAGGCCCUGCAAACGAUGAACACGACCAUGACGUAAUCUGCUUACCAGUCAAGCGCAAACAUGAACCAAAGCAAGAGAACAAAAUGAAAACUGAAGCUGUUAGCUCCGAGAACGGGAACGAGAACGAGAACGAGAGAACGGAAGAAACAAGGGAUAGGAUGAGUCAUAAAGUGAAUCGGAAAGCAACGCAAGAGCAGGCAGGAGAAACCUCGUCAUCUUCGGUGAAGACGCCCGAAAAUGAAUGCAGUAACUACGAGAAAGAGGAACCCAAAGCUCGCCAUUACAGAAAAAGAGUGACAGGAACAGGAACAGAAGGAAGAGAAAUGGCAAGGACGAAGGCAAGUGGGGACUCGUUACAACAAAUUGUAAUGCUCGAAAGACACACGCUUCAACUUGUUCGUUUUGAGAGGGCCUUGUUUCAGAACUCUUUAAGAAGUUGGUAAGUUCGUUCCCUGUCUGCAUGCGUUAAUUCGAAAUUUAUCAGCGAUCUGUGAACUAUUUCCAGGGAGAUCAUAUUGGAAAUGUGAUUUCACUUGCCCG
This is a messenger RNA of Tarenaya hassleriana, 2445 nucleotides long. RefSeq lists its product as uncharacterized. The record is from RefSeq and is a predicted model, not a curated record. Lineage: Eukaryota; Viridiplantae; Streptophyta; Magnoliopsida; Brassicales; Cleomaceae. The transcript is spliced from 19 exons. The coding region runs from base 36 to 2348 and encodes 770 amino acids.